AGGAGGGGAAAGGGAUGAUAAACAUUUGCCCUGUGAGCCAGAUAACUUUAUAGAGCAUUUUAAAAAGUCCCUGUGGGAUAUCCCAUUUCUCAUAUUUUAUAGCUAGUAUGACAAUUGUACUAGACAAUAAGUUGGAUAAGGGGAGGGGCUUUUGAGACUAAACUCGUUGCAGGGAGUGAUCACUCCAUCAGAUUCCCUUAAAACUGGCUCCUGGCACUAAGAAGUAUGGUUAUAUUUUCAGUGCCCCUUUCCUGCACUAAAUAGAUGGAGCAGAUUGUGAGGACCAAGGGGGAUCUUCUAUUCCAUGUGGGGGCAUUAUUACAAAAGCGGGAUGAUGGCUUUUAGAGCUCGCACACUGAUGUGCAUCAUAGCCCUCUUUGUCUUUCCAGCUGACUGGUUUCUUCCUAUGGUCAAUUGUCAAGAAGCCUCAACAGUUUUACCUGAAAUAACCACUGAUGUCUCUGUUCCGGCUGGCAGUACAACAAUACCAGAAUGCCGUGAAGAGCAGUUCCCUUGCACACGCCUAUACUCUGUUCACAAACCUGUGAAGCAGUGUAUCAAAUACCUGUGUGUUACCAGUGUGCGUCGCAUGUACAUAAUAAACAAGGAGGUGUGCUCUCGUAUGAUCUGCAAAGAGGAUGAAUUCAUGCAAGAUGAGAUCUGCCGCCAGCUGGCUGGCCUCCCCCCUCGACGCAUGCGCCGCUCCGGUCAGCCCCGUGGUCCUCCUUGCCAAUGGGCCAAGAACAAGGAGCUGAAUAAUCCUGCUGCUCCAUGAGCUACAAAGAGUAGGAAAGAGAUGGGGAAAGGGAGGAGGAGAAUCAUUAUCAACCCACCACCUACAAUCUACGACAAGUCCUACUGGCCCUCCUGCAAACCAGCUCCCCUCUCCUUCCUCGGGUGCUGCAGUGCAUGGGAUCCUAUCUCUGCUAGUGGCUGCUGGAUCAUCUAAAGGAUGCUCAUGUUCUUAUCCCAGACUUGAUCUAAUAGGCCUUGAGCAGCCCAUUUCCCAGCAGUUUUUAUAAUUGCACUGCCCCUUCCCUGCUCCCACCCCCAGGGAGAGAUUAAGGUGGGGACAGAACGGAGGUCUCCGACAGUGCGCAAACCCUUAAAGAGCCCAAGGCCUGAUCACCACAGCACUUCUUGGAUGCAGUGAACCUGACAGUUCUGCAAGGUUGCACAACUCAAUAAGUCCUAGUUUGCUGGCCCCACCCACUACAACUCUCUCAGCCCCUGGUGGUCUAGUGCCCGCAGUAGCAUUUCAGUAGUAGGAGUCAAAUCUCUGUUUCUUGUGUGGCCUUGGAGUAAAAAUCCUUAGACAAUCACACCCCAGUCUCAGGGGACCAAGACACCAGUUUACUAACUGGCAGCCUAGUACUAGUCCCUAGGAGACUCCAUGACGAUUUGUACACUGCUAUCAGUGUUUGGCAGUGCCAGAUAAAUGACAAGUCUGGGGCUGACAAUUAAACCUAGACAUACCCCACCUAUAAUCCAAGACAAGACUAUCCAAUACUACCGUUGGCAGUAGUUCAUAUAUAAGCACAGGAAGCUUUGAAUCCCUUUGUUACAAUCCAUCUGCCUCUGUCAUAGAAACAGUAUUUACUGAAGAAUCUUUGGUUAGCAGAACAAUCUAUUUUUCACCAUAUGGAUGUAAUAUUUGACAAGAAUGUCUGCCUCCUAUCCCACCCUUCCUGCAUCCCUCAGCUCUAUCCCACACCCAGGAGACUCACAGAGAAAGUAUUACUGCAGAAAGUCCAAGCAAAUGCCAAUUACAGUCAGAGUCUGUUUGGCAAGUUGAGCUCCUGUGCCAGGAAAGGGCAAAGGUGAAGAAUUGGUGCAUCAUGGACAUGGUCUGGGAACUAGGUACCUCCUGGUGUGGGGGUCAUGGAACAUUUGGGUCUUUGAGGAAAAGAACUGGUUUGUCCUGAAUAACGUGGGGAAAUCUUGGUUCACCCAGGUUUAUACCCAUGAAUUAUAAUGUCACACUGCUUUAAAAAUCUCUGGGGAAUUCCUCUCCUACCCCAGCUCCAGGAGUUCUUGCAGCAGGCAGUGAAUGUGUGUGUUGGGUUGGAAUGUGGAAAAAAAGAGGGGACCAUCUGUUGGUCAUAGGCAGGAUGCCCAGGAUUUCCUGCUGCUUCUGUGGCUAUGCCUUCCCGCACAGUGCAAGAGGCUAAGAACCCCAUGGUCAGAGAGGUAGGCACACGUGCAGAGAUAAACCAGCUGUUUGGAAGGGAUUUUGUUCCCCUCGCACUGGGUUGUUCUAUUGUGGUCUGGGGCAGAAUUGAGUUAUCUGGGGCAGAGUAGGAGGAGGUUUGUGAAAUAUACUUACAGUGGUGUGGUCACUUAUUCAGCACCCCAUCCUGGCCAGGGGCUGCCUUGCAGGCACCAUGCCCCUUAUCUUCUGUAGGUUUCUUAAGCCACCUCAGCAGUCUCUGUUGUGGCUAGAAUCACUCCUUUCUCAGGCUCUGUCUACACUAUGGGGAGGAUUGAUGGAGCAAUGAUUGAUUCAGCAGGGGUUGAUUUAUUGAGUCUAGUACAGAUGCGAUAAAUUGACUGCCAAUCGCUCUCCUGUUGACUCCAGCACUCCACCUCAACAAGAAGCGCAAGGGGAAUCCAUGGAAGAGUGUCUCCAAUCGACAGAUCACAUGGAAGACACUGUGGUAAGGAUGUA
Messenger RNA from Pelodiscus sinensis (Chinese soft-shelled turtle), 2668 nucleotides. It is a transcript of the gene MFAP5, whose product is annotated as microfibril associated protein 5. Gene Ontology annotation, biological process: embryonic eye morphogenesis. NCBI's taxonomy places the organism in Eukaryota, Metazoa, Chordata, Testudines, Trionychidae. Gene Ontology annotation, cellular component: microfibril. The record is from RefSeq and is a predicted model, not a curated record.